This is a messenger RNA of Anarrhichthys ocellatus (wolf-eel), 5190 nucleotides long. It is a transcript of the gene usp32, whose product is annotated as ubiquitin specific peptidase 32. The transcript has 34 exons. Gene Ontology annotation, cellular component: Golgi apparatus. The coding region runs from base 158 to 4999 and encodes 1613 amino acids. Gene Ontology annotation, molecular function: cysteine-type deubiquitinase activity; calcium ion binding. Gene Ontology annotation, biological process: protein deubiquitination. Lineage: Eukaryota; Metazoa; Chordata; Actinopteri; Perciformes; Anarhichadidae. The record is from RefSeq and is a predicted model, not a curated record.
GGAGGCGUCGCUGAAAACAUUCACCCGUUCACCACACACACACACACACACAUCAGCAGCAACCCACUCCACAAUAAACGGAUACGGCGACAAAACAAUUGUGAUCAACUCAGUGCGCAGCGUUUAUUUAUCCAGAUCGCAAUGAAAUGAGGGGAGCAUGGGGGCCAAAGAGUCGAGGAUCGGAUUCCUGUCGUAUGACGAGGCAGUCAAGAGAGUCACUGAUGUUGAAUUGAAGCGGCUGAAAGAUGCCUUCAAGAGAACGAGCGGCCUCACCUACUACAUGACCCAGCAGUGCUUCUACAGGGAAGUGCUGGGAGAUGGAGUUCCCCCUAAAGUUGCAGAGGUGAUCUACACCUCAUUCGGAGGCUCGUCCAAAGGGCUGCACUUCAACAAUCUGAUCGUGGGUCUGGUGCUUCUGACCAGAGGACGCGAUGAGGAGAAGGCCAAGUACCUUUUCAGCCUGUUUGCCAGUGAUCUAGGUGGACAUGCAGCCAGGGAAGAUAUAGAAGCAGUUCUGCAGGUCCUGGAUGGAGAAGUCCCGACCUCCCUGAAGAAGUGCUUCAGUGAGGGCGACAAGGUGAACUAUGAGCGCUUCAGGAACUGGCUGCUACAGAACAAGGAGGCCUUCACUUUAUCCAGAUGGCUUCUGUCUGGAGGAGUGUGUGUUACGCUCACAGACGACAGCGACACGCCUACCUUCUACCAGACACUGGCUGGCGUCACACACUUGGAGGAGUCGGACAUUAUCGACUUGGAGAAGCGCUACUGGCUACUGAAAGCCCAGUCCAGAACCGGCCGCUUUGACUUGGAAACCUUUGUCCCACUGGUCUCUCCUCCCAUCCAUGCCUCACUGAGUGAAGGCUUGUUUCACGCCUUCGAUGAGAAUCGGGACAAUCACAUCGACUUUAAAGAGAUCUCCUGUGGACUCUCUGCGUGCUGCAGGGGGCCCGUCGCUGAAAGGCAGAAAUUUUGCUUCAAGGUGUUUGAUGUGGACCGUGAUGGGGUUCUGUCUCGAGAUGAACUCCAUGAAAUGGUGGUGGCUUUGCUGGAGGUGUGGAAGGACAAUCGCACGGACACACUCCCUGAACUGCACAGCAGCGUGUCAGACAUAGUAGAAGGCAUCCUAAAGAUGCACGACACAACCAAGCUGGGUCACCUGACCCUGGAAGACUACCAGAUCUGGAGUGUGAAGAGUGCUUUGGCCAAUGAGUUCCUAAACCUGCUUUUCCAGGUGUGCCACAUAGUCCUGGGGCUAAGGCCUGGUAGUCCCGAGGAGGAGGGACAAAUCAUCAGGGGUUGGUUAGAGAGGGAGAGCAGACAUGGGCUGCAGCAAAGUCAGAACUGGUUUCUCAUCUCCAUGCUGUGGUGGCAGCAGUGGAAGGACUACGUUAAAUAUGGAAUUCCCUGCUAUUGUCUCCCUGUCCAGGAGCAUAAGGGCAUCGUGGUGGAGCAGCCGUCUAUUCUGAGCUCGUUGCGAUCUCCAAUGACCACAGCCACUACAGAGCCCGCCCCACCAGACCGACUGGGAGGACUGGGAACCUUCAGCUCCGUCAGCCCCACUGAGGAGAGGUCCCCUGAUGCUGUUUCCAGUGCCUCAGAGGCCACAGAGACCGCAGCCCUGAGCCCCCAGUUAGCUCCCUCUGCUACUGAGAGCUGUUUUGCCCGUCAGCACAAUGUAUCAGACAACAAUAAUCAGUGUUUUUCUGGAGCCAACGGCCACCUUCCCUCCCAGCUGGCAGCACAAAGACCUGGAGCCAUCGAUAACCAGCCUCUGGUCAAUACCGACCCCAUGAAGGCCCCUACGUUAACCAUGGAGGGGGGCAGGCUGAAGCGCUCCUUGCAGCUGGUGCCUGGCAGAGACUUUGAGACGGUGCCAGAGCCGGUGUGGAGGGCACUCUACCAUUGGUACGGUGCCAACCUCAGCCUGCCACGACCGGUUAUCCUGGAGAGCAAGACAGGCCAAGCAGAGCUGGAGCUCUUCCCACGCUACCUCCUCUUCCUCCGCCAGCAGCCGGCCACGCGCUCCCCCCAGUCCAACAUCUGGGUCAAUAUGGGUAUGACCAGCCUGCGAAUGUUCCCACCGUAUUUACCCCCACCAAGAGCAGGUAGCGUGCCGUCCCCCAACGCUCCCCUGAAGAGGGUCUUGGCCUACACAGGCUGCUUCAGCCGCAUGGCCACCAUCAAGGACAUCCACCUCUACCUGUCCCAGAGGCUCCGCAUCAAGGAGGAGGACAUGAGACUCUGGCUCUACAACAGUGAGAAUUACCUCACCCUCCUGGACGAUGAAGAUCACACACUGGAAAGCCUGAAGAUCUAUGAUGAGCAGCAGCUUGUCAUUGAAGUCAGGAACAAAGAUAUGAGCUGGCCUGAGGAGAUGUCCUUCAUUGCCAACAGUAGUAAGAUGGACAGACACAAAGUUCCCACAGAGAAAGGCGCCACUGGCCUCAGUAACCUUGGCAACACCUGCUUCAUGAACUCUAGUAUCCAGUGUGUGAGCAACACCAAGCCUCUCACAGACUACUUCAUCUCAGGGAGACACCUCUAUGAGCUCAACAGAACAAACCCCAUCGGGAUGCGAGGUCACAUGGCCAAGUGUUAUGGUGACCUGGUGAUGGAGCUGUGGAGCGGGACACAGAAGAACCUUGCUCCACUCAAACUCAGGUGGACAAUAGCAAAGUAUGCCCCACGCUUUAAUGGAUUCCAGCAGCAGGACUCCCAGGAGCUGCUAGCCUUCCUGCUGGAUGGUCUGCAUGAAGAUCUCAACAGAGUGCAUGAGAAACCCUACGUGGAGCUGAAGGACAGCGAUAGCCGGCCUGACUGGGAGGUGGCCUCUGAGGCAUGGGAGAACCACCUCCGUAGGAACCGCUCCAUCGUGGUGGAUCUGUUCCACGGUCAGCUCAAGUCCCAGGUGAAGUGUAAGACCUGCGGACACAUCAGCGCUCGCUUCGACCCCUUCAACUUCCUGUCUCUGCCCCUGCCCAUGGACAGCUCCAUGCAUCUGGAGAUCACUGUCAUUAAACUGGACGGCUCCACACCUGUGCGCUACGGCCUGAGGUUGAAUAUGGAUGAAAAGUACACAGGCCUGAAGAAACAGCUGAGUGAGCUGUGCAGUCUGAAGCCUGAGCAAAUCCUGCUGGCUGAGGUCCAUACCUCCAACAUCAAGAACUUUCCUCAGGACAACCACAAGGUACGUCUGUCCGUUAACGGCUUCAUGUGUGCAUUUGAGAUCCCCGUGCCAGGUUCGCCGACGUCACUGAGCUCCCCCACUCUGACAGACAUCACCCCAAUAGCCAAUGGCUCUGCUGCUAAAGACAACCUGGGCAGUCAGCCUGUCCUCAUCCCCAACGGUGGGCCCGGCACCAUGGUGCCCUGUCACCCAGAGACGCCUCUCUCCAACAGGGUUGCCAAUGGACAUGUCACACCGAUGCAGGAGAGCCCCUUCAUUGGAUACAUCAUCGCCAUGCACAGAAAGAUGAUGCGUACGGAGCUGUACUUCCUGUCAUCUCAGAAGAACCGGCCCAGUCUGUUCGGCAUGCCGCUCAUAGUUCCCUGCACUGUCCACACCAGUAAGAAGGAUCUGUACGAUGCGGUGUGGAUCCAAGUGUCCCGACUGGCCAGCCCACUGCCCCCACAGGAAGCCAGCAACCACGCCCAGGACUGCGAUGAUAGUAUGGGCUACCAGUACCCCUUCACUCUACGGGUUGUGGGUCAGGAUGGCAACUCCUGUGCCUGGUGUCCUUGGUACAGGUUCUGUCGAGGCUGUGCAAUAGAGUGUACGGAGGACCGGGCCUCUGUAGGAAAUGCUUACAUAGCUGUGGACUGGGACCCCACCGCCCUGCAUCUCCGCUACCAGACCUCCCAGGAGAGGAUUGUAGAGGAGCACUGCAGUGUGGAGCAGUCCCGUCAGGCCCAGGCUGAGCCCAUCAGCUUGGACAGCUGUCUGAAGGCCUUCACCAGCGAGGAAGAGCUGGGUGAGGACGAGCUCUACUACUGCUCCAAGUGCAAGACUCACCGGCUGGCCACUAAGAAGCUGGACCUUUGGAGGCUGCCACCCAUGCUGAUUGUCCACCUGAAGCGCUUCCAGUUUGUAAAUGGCCGUUGGAUCAAAUCCCAGAAAAUUGUCAAGUUCCCGAGGGAGAAUUUCGACCCCAGCGCCUUCUUGGCUCCCAGAGACCUGGAGCAGCACUGCCUCCACUCCCGCAGUGAGAGCGAGUGUCUGCUGAGGGUCGGAGAAGACAACCUGUCUUCCAUCUCUGCCCCCGCUGGCUUCUGCAACCUUCCCAAAGCCUCCCCUGCCUCUAGCAGGAAGUCAGCGCCUUCUCUUAGCCGGACCAGCAGCCCCUCUGGAAGCCCCAAGACCGGCAGCGGAGGCCGCAGGCCAGGCCGGCUACGCCUGCCCCAGCUGGGCAGCAGACACCGCCUCUCUAACAGCAAGGAGAACCUGGACGGAGCUGCUAAUCCUGAGGCUGAGUCACGGGACGAUGCGCCACAGCCCGACACGGAGGAGAGCACAGCAUCGGCCCCUCCUGGAUCAGGAGGGGCGUUCACUUCAGAGACAUCUUCCGGCAGCGAGGCUUCCAGCAGCCACUGUGACGUGGUCCUGGUGAAUGGUGACAGCAAUGGGCUGAUUUCAGACUGCAGCACAGAGAGCAGCCUGGAGCCUGACAACCUGCUGGUCCAGCACAGAGACAACAUGUGUCUGGACGCCAUCUACAACCUCUAUGCAAUAUCAUGCCAUUCAGGAAUCAUGGGAGGAGGCCACUAUGUGACAUAUGCCAAAAACCCCAAUGAGAAAUGGUACUGUUACAAUGACAGCAGCUGUAAGGAAGUGCGCUCUGAGGAGAUCGACGCUGACUCGGCCUAUAUCCUCUUCUACGAGCAGCAGGGAGUGGACUACUCCCAGUUCUUGCCAAAGAUCGAUGGAAAGAAGAUGGCUGACACCAGUAGCAUGGAUGAAGACUUUGAGUCCGACUACAAGAAAUACUGUGUCCUCCAGUGAUGGCCCUCAUCUUCCGUCAGCCAGCACUACUCCUGCUCUGAGCAGGAAGCAGCAGACGUUCAGACCACUCUGAAGGAUUCAGAUAAACUGCCAAUGACUAGAGUCGGACUGGUCCCUGCCCUUAGACAUGCGUCGCAGCACUUUCUACUCUUGAUCGCAUAUUUUAGUGCAGAGGUUUGCCAAGACAGCAA